This is a messenger RNA of Anopheles merus, 4533 nucleotides long. Its product is annotated as hemicentin-2-like. Bases 1751 to 2965 code for a protein of 404 amino acids. Gene Ontology annotation, biological process: synapse organization. NCBI's taxonomy places the organism in Eukaryota, Metazoa, Arthropoda, Insecta, Diptera, Culicidae. The record is from RefSeq and is a predicted model, not a curated record. Gene Ontology annotation, cellular component: neuron projection membrane. The transcript has 8 exons.
AUGUGCAAAAUAUUGAUUUCUGUAUCCGGUUUUCUCGGCCAAACGGAGAACGGAGCAAUUGGAAAAUAAAUAGAAAUUGUGCAAAAUUGUGCAACUUGGCUUGGCAUUCAAUCGUUCGUGCCAUAUCGAAUACCCAGCGUUGUGUAGUGUGUGUGUGUGUGGCAGCGUGUGUACGUGUGAGAGAGUUUGUUGAUUGUUUUGUUGACCAGUUUAUUGUUCUUGUGAGCGUUGUUUGGCGCUGUGAGUGGAGGUAUUCCGCAUUCUGUUUGCCAGAUGGUGGUUUGAAGUGGUUGCAACAAUGCCAAACGGGGAAAACUUGCCAUGCCUUAGCCGCUGGCACAAAAUGUACUAGUGAGAAUACGCGAAGCAUUGUGAGUUGGUGUUCGGAGCGUACAUUAAUUGACCCGGAGUAUAUUGCAUUGAGUGGGCACUGCAUCCUUGACGAAGUAUAUCAGCAAGGUUAUGAAAUUCCGGGUUGCUUCCAUAAAAAUCUGUCUUUGAAGUGACAGAAUUUCUGCCCGCGCUAAGAAGCUGCCCAGCCAGGAAAUUCCAUCCACCGUGUCAACCACAUCGCAAAAAAAGCAUCACACCAUAGCGAACCGCACACUUCCGGUGGUAAAUGUGCGCGCAAGUGUUUGUGAAACUGUGAAGCAAAAACGAAAACCACUGCUGGGGAUGAAAAGUGGCAUUUGAAAGUAGUGGAAAUGAAUGAAAAGCCGGAACCACAAGGAAAAUAACAUAAAUUUGACUAACCAAACCAGCUCGAACUAGCGCACACAGAUCUAUAAGAUCCAAAUGUAAGCUGGACGAUGCACAAAAAAGUCUAAAGCAGUGUGCACGUGUGCGUGUAUGUGAAGAGUGUUUGUUGCGCAAGCCACUAAAACAUCGAAAGAAACUACAUUUGAAAGGCGCCAGAAAAACGCCUUGGCGGCGAAACCAAAGAAGGAGCAAAACCCAAACGCGGCCAAACGCGGUUCGGGAUGAGAUUGAAAAAUGUGAGAAUUUUCCCCAGCUGUGACACUGCUGGAGCCAUGGCUGGGAACCGGCCCACGGCGGUCUGUCAUCCCGUGCACUCGCUGCCAACCGUGCACCGCAAACGGUAGGGCCAUUGCCAAAGGGCGUUCACCUCGACGGAAGGAAAGCACGCGCUGAUUCCGGCUGCCUUGGGUUGCCAAUGGAUUUUCCACAGUGGUUUGGGCCAAGUGGCUAGCUGGUGGUGUAAAUAACGCGCAAACACUCGCACACAUAGCCUAAAGAAGGAAAAACUUUACCACGUGUGUGUGUGUGUGUGUAUAUGUGUACGAAUGUAUGUAUGCGUGUGAAUGUAUAUGAUAGUGGUAAAAGAAAAGGGGUGACGUUGGGCUGCCUCACAAAGUGAAAACUCCCUUAAGCGUUGGCAGUGCGAGCGAAAGCGUGUCUGUGCGCGUUUGUCUGUGUGUGUGUAUGUGAGAGGGAAAAGAGAAGUUUCGUGUUUUCUCAGCAGUGGAAGGUUUUGCAUUGAAAAUAUAAAUUGCAACCCAGUGUGCGCUUUAUUCCGAGUGCAGUUCGGUUGGGGAGGGGAAAAUAUAUAUAUAUCGCAACAGGAAAAAGGUGCAAAAGUAGUGGGAUUGGAAAAUCGGUUUUCCGAAGUGAUUUCUCAUUCCUAUUCUGUACAGCCAGGUUUUCGACGUGGUAAAACGAACCGAAAGAAAAAAAAAGGAGUCACAAUAGUCGUUGUUUGCGACCACCACAGCAUAACAACCCAAUCACCAUGAAGUGUCACAAGCGGCUUACGUUGGACAUCUGGAUACUGCUGGUGUACGUGCUAGAUAUCACCAGCGGUGGCAUCCAGCCUCAUCAGCCCUACGAUGGAUAUAAAUCAUUCCUCGAUACCAGCACGGCCCAUCUGCGCACGUACGUGGCGUCCGGUUCGGUUGCGUCCGGAUCCUCCAGCCAGUUCGGUGGCGUGCAUCACGCCCAACAGCAGACACCGGGGCAGAGCUCGCAAAGCAAAUGGGAUGAACCAUACUUUGACGACACAACGCCGAGGAAUGUGACCGGACUCGUUGGCAAAUCCGCUUAUCUGAGCUGCCGGGUGAAGAACCUGGGCAACAAAACGGUUUCGUGGAUAAGGCACCGAGACAUUCACAUACUCACCGUCGGCAGCUACACGUACACGUCCGACCAGCGAUUCCAGGCGACGCAUCACAAAGACGUCGACGACUGGACGCUGCAGAUAAAGUGGGCCCAAAAAAGGGACGCCGGAAUCUAUGAAUGCCAGAUUUCUACCCAACCAGUGCGCAGCUACUUCGUCACGCUCAGUGUUGUAGUGCCAACGGCCACAAUAAUCGGUGGACCAGAUCUGCAUGUGGACAAGGGCAGCACCAUCAACCUGACCUGCGCGGUCAAGUACAGUCCGGAGCCGCCAGCGUACAUCUUCUGGUAUCAUCAUGACGAGGUGAUCAGCUACGAUUCGAGCCGUGGAGGUGUUUCGGUCAUCACGGAGAAAGGUGACGUCACCACCUCGCACCUGCUGAUUCAGAAUGCUGAUCUGGACGAUUCGGGCAAGUACUCCUGCUCACCGUCCAACGCAGACGUGGCCAGCGUACGCGUGCACGUCCUCAACGUUCGCGCGGUCGUUUCAGGUGAACAUCCGGAGGCGAUGCAGACUGGUGGCGCCACGGCAGUCGUUUCGUCGGACGCUCUCUUGUUACUACCACUGAUCCUGCUCGCACUACUGCUCCUCACGAUAUCUCCAUCAGCAUCGAUGAGCGUCGUUUCGCCGAUUCCCAGUAGAAAACUCGACCGACAACCGACCUCAAGCGAACGAAAACUAUCGGUGACGUUGGCUUCAUUCGCCACCGGUGGGUGUAGGAGAGACCGGACGCUUCUUCAGCAUGGGGUAGCUUCAAAUAUUCACCACCACAUUACCGUCACUGUAUGCAUCGACGAACGGACGUCCGUACGGUGUGAUUCUGCGAGAUGAUAAACCCCCCAUCGAUUUGGAACCGAGAGCAGUAGUGUCUGGCACCGAAGCCAGGACAGAAGGUCAUAGUUUUUUGUUUGUUUUUGGCUUUCGUUACCAUAGAUAACUUUACCUUUUCUCCACUACCCUCGAUGCUAGAGAAGCAGCAAUCGUAGUUUUGCCAUGGGAGGGUACGUUCAUAAAUCCGUUCCAUGUCUCGGGAGACAUCGGGAGCGUAAGUGUUUGUGAGAGGAUGCGAUUUUCUCGCUGUCUAUUGUGACAGGUACUAGGUGAAAUGGUAGUAUAGCAUCAAGCACAUAUACUUUGGAAUUGGUUGAAAACAGAAGCAGAACAUAAAGCUUGUUGAUAGACAUGUGGUUUUAUUGCAGUUGUUGGUUGAAAUUAAUUUGAUUUGUUUCAUUGUUUUCCAAUUGAUUGGCACAUGGUGUGUUUUGAUUCUUUUUUCUCCACCGACCAUCGUAUAUUAUUUUAGUUUUAAUGAAUCUUCAUUUUAUUUUGCUGAAAAAGAAGAAAUUAAUUUGAUUUGUUUCAUUGUUUUCCAAUUGAUUGGCACAUGCUGUGUUUUGAUAUUUUUUUCUCCACCGAACAUCGUAUAUUAUUUUAAUUUUAAUGAAUCUUCAUUUUAUUUUGCCUGCAAAAGAAGAGUUUUGUUUGCUCUGUGCAAACCACAGUCCUCCUGAAACAACCGAAUACGAACGGUACAAAUUUAACACGUGCCCAUGUUGACUUAGAACCAUUGAAAUGUUACUACGCCGAAAAAUACGUGAAGGAUAUUUGUUUACGUGUAAUGAUCGUUUUUAUAUUGCUGUUCACAGGCACGUAUAAAAGUUAUAGGAAAAAUAUUAUUUAAAUCCGUACGUACAAUUUGAAAAAAAAGGAAAAAAACGAGAUAAUUAUCUUUCAUCUCACCAAUGCGAUUGUUUAACUAGCAUUUUUGUUUUCAGCAUUUAGAUAAAUCAAUCAAAUUGAUGAUAGAAUAAGUAAAAAAAAUGCAAAAUUGGUAGCACUACGAUGACUGAGGAAAAGCAACUUUUCACUCACAAUAUCUUGUACAUUUAAAAAUAUGAAGAAAAAAAACAUACAAUCCCAAGGCUCAUACACUCAACAAAACGUAACAACCAGAUUAAACUGCAAAAUAGAAAACCCCAAAUCACUACACAACUACUUCUACACUCGGUACAUAACAAAAAUACACACACACACAAAUACGACAGCAACACUCAACAACAAAAUGUCAUAAAAGAAAACAUUAAAAAUACUAGUUGAAUGAUGACAAGCGAGAUUUUAAUCGUGGUGUAGUUUUUGAUCCAUAAAAAAUCUAUAUAAAAACAAUUUCAUGCAGACAAAUUUGGAUUUGUCAAGUUGUAAAGUUUGCGGUAGAUUAUGAACAAUUUUGUGUGUGGCAAUUAGUACCGAAUGAGUUUAAUUUUCCUCUUCAGUUCAUUCAUCUUACCAAAAGAGCUGUACUGUACAUAAUACUAUACGAUUAGAAUCUUUAAUCACUUCACUAUUGUUCCGAAAAAGCACACACACACACAGAACAAACAACGAAACAUUUUGAUGAAACG